Molecule: messenger RNA, 2977 nt
Organism: Drosophila hydei
Lineage: Eukaryota; Metazoa; Arthropoda; Insecta; Diptera; Drosophilidae
Gene: Fbxl7
Product: F-box/LRR-repeat protein 7
Exons: 5
Coding region: 527-2860 (777 amino acids)
Biological process (GO): SCF-dependent proteasomal ubiquitin-dependent protein catabolic process
Cellular component (GO): SCF ubiquitin ligase complex
Molecular function (GO): protein binding
Source: RefSeq, a predicted model, not a curated record
UGUUGCCGUGCGCUGUAAUUCGUGCAGUGUCGUUGCGGAUGAAACUGAGUCUUGAGGCGCCGCAUUACGUUGCGUGCCUGCCUGCGCGUAUGUGUGAGUGAGUGAUUGAGCGAGCGAGCGAGUGUGUAUAGUGCGUCCGUGUAGUGGUUGCUGUUGCUGUGCUCAAAGCAAAGGCAGCAAAAAAGAUAACAUAAAGCAAAGUAAAAGAGCCACAGUGAAAGAUCAGCGCACACAUACGUGCACACUCACACACACACACAAUCCCAGCUUGCUUGCAAUAAAAAUAAAGUAGAGAAAAAUUGUGUGAAAUGGAAUAGCAAAAGGAAAUUAAAACACACACACACACAUAUAGUGUGUAUAUAUAUUUAAAACGGAAUUUAAUGAAGCCGCAAAAACUGCCAAAUAAUGAAAAGCUGUGCGAUGCAUAAAUGAAAACUAAACGAGUGACGUGUAUAAAAAAGACUUCUAGCUUCAAAGCGAAGUUCACAGUAUAAGGCACAAUAAAAUAAAUAUCAAAAACAAAAUAAUGUCACACAAGACGGGCACACGACGUGCCACAGAUCUGGAGUGUCCACUGGCAUCGCUUGGACGAACUAGCAAUGCGGUGCGAGAUCAACUGGCGGCGGCGCAUUACCAUCAUCCGCAUCCUUUGAGCUCCAGCCCGUUGGAUCCGCAAGCCUAUAAGAUGUCACGAAAGUCACCAAAUAUCGGAUUGAACGAUACAGCUGACAGCGCCGACCUCUAUCCGCGUGCUUCUCGCAGCUCCACGCCGCAUAGCGAGCAGCAGACGCCAACGACAACGGCCACAACAGCCGCUGUGCUGCAUAUGGUGCAACAGAAGGCGGCCACAUUCGAGCUGCGUGGCCGGCACACGCGACACGAACAGUCCUCCACCUAUGGCGCCCACUCCACCGCCUCUGUGGGCAGGCAUGCGCAACUGAAGAAGUCGCCGGAGCUGCAAACGCUGCCCGCUCCGGCGACCAGAACCAUAGCUCCAGUGCCACAGCCGCGCAACUUUCUGACACUCGACUGGUUGCAUGGCAAUAGCGCCGAUACCGAAGACUCCAGCGACAACAAUGUUGGCGGCGGCGGCAGCAGAAGACGUGGCCAAGCCCAAGGCGGACGCUGCAGCGUACCCACGGUGUUGAGCAAUGGCAACAGCAGUGCCCAAUAUCUGCUGGACAAGAAGAUGGAGUCCCUGUAUCUGGGUAACGCGUUGCGUGCUCUGCCGCUGGGAGCCGAGGCGAGUCAGUAUCAGAACGAGCGUUACUACCUGGAGGACUACAGCAGCGGGAGCGGCAACGAGCGAUUACCAGAACGCCUGCAUCAUCCGCGCAACUCCAGUCCCAGCGAGACGAGUGGCUCGGAUCGCUAUUUGCUCAAUCGCAGCACGAAUUCGCCCGCCAAUGCCUUCCAGCUGGACCAUCAUCACACCAAAGUGCAAAGCCUCUCCGAUGGACUGUGCAAUAUGGGUCGUUUUUCACCUAGCCUGGACCAAGGCUAUGCCACACUGGUGUCGCCAUCGCCCACUGGCCAUCAUCCGAGCAGUACGGCGGGCAUAGUAGUGAACAGCAAUACAAAGAAUAGCAGCCCAAACAUUGUUAGCGGCGGUGUCAUCGCUAGCAGCACUCCCACCACAACUCCGCGUCGUGGCUUGACCAACAACAGCGGCACGGUCAAUGGCACAGCCAUCGGACCGCCGCCCUGGAACCGGAAGGGUCCCUUUCGCUGUGGACCGUACUUUGACCGCCUGCCCGACGAGGCCGUUGUGCGCAUUUUUAGCUGGUUGGAUAGCUGCGAGCUGUGCAAUGUGGCACGCGUCUGUCGUCGCUUUGAGCAGCUCGCCUGGCGCCCUGUGCUGUGGAAGUGCAUCACGCUGCGCGGUGAACAUCUCAAUGGCGACAAGACGCUGAAGAUGAUCUUCCGCCAGUUGUGUGGACAGAGCUGCAAUGGCGCCUGCCCAGAGGUUGAGCGCGUUAUGCUUGCCGAUGGGUGCCGCAUCUCCGACAAAGGUCUACAGUUGCUAACGCGUCGCUGUCCAGAGCUAACGCAUCUGCAGCUGCAGACCUGUGUUGAUGUUUCCAAUCAGGCAUUGGUCGAAGCGCUAACCAAAUGCAGCAAUCUACAGCAUCUGGAUGUGACAGGUUGCAGUCAGGUGAGCAGCAUAAGUCCAAAUCCUCAUGUGGAACCACCGCGUCGUUUGCUCCUUCAAUAUCUGGACCUAACCGAUUGCAUGGCCAUCGACGACAUGGGCCUCAAAAUUGUGGUCAAGAACUGUCCACAGCUGGUGUAUUUGUAUCUGCGACGCUGCAUUCAAAUUACUGAUGCGGGUCUGAAAUUCGUGCCAAGCUUUUGUGUUUCGCUGAAGGAACUGAGCGUUUCGGAUUGCGUCAACAUCACGGACUUCGGUCUGUACGAGCUUGCGAAGUUGGGCGCCGCCCUGCGAUAUCUCUCUGUGGCCAAAUGCGAGCGGGUUUCUGAUGCGGGUCUGAAGGUUAUUGCUCGGCGAUGUUACAAGCUGCGCUAUUUAAAUGCACGCGGCUGCGAGGCGGUCAGCGACGAUUCCAUCACAGUGCUGGCUCGGUCCUGUCCCCGCCUACGCGCCCUCGACAUUGGCAAGUGCGAUGUGAGCGAUGCGGGUCUGCGUGCCCUCGCCGAGAGCUGCCCAAAUCUGAAGAAGCUCAGCCUACGCAAUUGUGAUAUGAUAACAGAUCGUGGUGUUCAAUGCAUUGCCUAUUAUUGCCGCGGCCUGCAGCAGCUCAACAUACAGGACUGUCAGAUAUCCAUCGAGGGCUAUCGAGCGGUCAAAAAGUACUGCAAACGCUGCAUCAUUGAGCAUACGAAUCCGGGCUUCUGUUGAGCCAAAUAAUGCUGGAGCUAAAACUGGCACGUUAAAGCAAAGAGGCAGGCCAUAUGAGCUAAGAUGUUCUAAACAAUAAAUACAUGCACACACAAACACAUAUUAUUAGCUUGUAAU